GUGAUUUCAACGCGCGCGUUGGGCGUGAUGCAUCGGUGUGGACAGAUGUUAUCGGUUCGCAUGGCAUUGGUUCAGCGAAUGCGAACGGUGACAGGCUGCUCUCACUGUGUGCCACUCGGCCUGACGAUCACGAACACUCGGUUUGCACUGAGUGCGAGUGAUAUAGCAACUUGGACGCACCCACGGAGUGGUCACGCUCACCUGCUCGACUAUGUCAUCGUACGUCAGCGUGAUAUGCGUGAAGUGCGCAUGACACGUGUACUGCGUGGAGCUGAGUGUGGUACUGGUCACGAGUUGGUGCGUACCAAACUGUACAUAUAUUUUCGUAAAUCGAUGUAUUGCACUCCCGCCGAGAAUCGGCGUAAAUUUAACAUUCUCUCCCUCGGUACUGGAGCGAAACGUACUGAGCUGGAGAAGGCGAUGGCUGCACGCCUGUGUGAUGUGGACUGCAUAGCCACAGUGGGCGACCUGUGGCACCAUAUUCGCGACCAGGUGACAGCUGCUGCCGAGGAGACCAUCGGGCGCGCAAACUGUAAGCGGCCUGAUUGGCUUGAUGACAACAAUGUGACGAUUGGCGCAUUGGUGUCGGAGAAGAAUGCAGCAUUUGCUGCACAUGUGGCAGACCCCAGUGACUUGGGGAAGAGUAGUCAGUUUCGCAAACUUCGACGGCGACUGACCCGAGAGCUCCGUCGCAUUAAAAAUGCAUGGUGGACGGAGAACGCGAAGCAGAUAGAAUGCUACGCCGAACGCCGCCAACACAAGGAAUUCUUUGACUCCUUGAAGGCAGUGUAUGGACCGAGAUUGGAGCCGCUGAGGACACUGAUCGAUGUUAGUUCAGGCGGUACCUGCACUCAGACUACUGACAUGAUGCAGGUCUGGCGGAAACACUUUGACUGUCUCUUGAACAACCGUUCAGAGAUCGACUGGCCUACAUUGAACGGCCUCAAGCAGCACGAUGUGAAGACGUGUCUAGCGGACACGCCGACAUUGGAUGAGACGCAGAGAGCACUUGUUCAGCUGCGAAACGGCAAAUGUGCCGGAGGUGACGGGAUCCCGCCUGAAGUAUUGAAACACGGCGGACCCGCGUUGGUGACUGCGCCACACCACUUGGUGCAACGCGUGUGGAUUGAGGAGGAGGUGCCUGCUGAGCUGAAGGAUGCCCUUGUGCUACCACUGUACAAGGGCAAAGGUAGCAAGCAAUGUUGCACGAAUUAUCGUGGCAUCAACUUGCUGUGUUGUGUGGGUAAGGUGGUUGCCCGAAUCCUGCUCAACCGCUCCCUCAGUCAGGUUGUGGAACCUAACGUGGCGGAAGAGCAAUGUGGAUACCGUUCGGGUCGCAGCACUAUAGAUAUGGUGUUUGCGGCUCGUCAGCUGCAAGAGAAGUGCAGAGAACGACACCUGCCAUUGUACUCGCUUUUUGUUGAUUUCACCAAGGCAUUUGAUACGAUGAACCGCGAGGCAUUGUGGCUGGUGUUGGGUAAGUUUGGUUGCCCGCGUAAGUUUGUAAGUUUAAUUGAAUGUCUGCACAGUGGUAUGCGAGGGAGGAUGCAGCUGAGUGGAGAGACCUCGGAUGACUUUGCAAUUGUCUCUGGUGUGAAGCAAGGCUGUGUCUUAGCUCCUGCCCUGUUUAAUAUAUAUCUUCAU
Molecule: messenger RNA, 1644 nt
Organism: Dicrocoelium dendriticum
Lineage: Eukaryota; Metazoa; Platyhelminthes; Trematoda; Plagiorchiida; Dicrocoeliidae
Source: the annotation of a GenBank genome assembly